CGCCCACGGUAGGAGGUCACAUGACAGAAACCUGACAAUCCGAGCUGCUGCGCGCUCCCGUGGCGCUCCGGGAAGUGUGGUGUAGUGUGUGUGGUUGUUGUGCUCCUCGUUACACUGUCAGGGCGGGAUGAGGAUGAUGGACGGAUCCCGGGGAUGGAUAUGGACGGCCGUUCUGCUCCUGGCUGCUCUCAGCAUGUGCUUGGCGGCUGACACCCCCGAUGGCUCAGUACCGCCUACCUUGUCUGCAAAAAAUUCAAGUGCAUCUGACCCUGUUGUUUUACCGAACACAACCCAGGCUGCAACUACAACGAAAGCAAGCGCCGUUACGAAUGCCACAACAGCUGCUGUGCCAAAAACCUCUCCUUCCAGCACGCCUGCAAAGCCCUCAACUGCUGCUCCUCCUCCGCCAACGUCACCCACCACAAAAGGUCCACCCCCACCAACACCAAGUACCGCCACUUCUACGACUGUGACUAGUAAAGGAACGCUGAAACCCACAGCAACAUCUCCAACCCAAGGAUCUUCCACCACCGUCAGCCCUGUGACCAGUACUAUAUCCUCAGGAACACAGAAGAUAUCAGGAUUUGACUUGGGUAGUUUUAUUGGUGGUAUUGUGUUGACGCUGAGCAUCCUGGCAAUAGCGUACUUUGGGUGCCGUUUUUAUAACUCCAGGAGGGGAGUCCGCUACCGCACAAUCGAUGAGCACGAAGCGAUCAUCUAACUUGGCGGGCGGAGCGCUGUGCAAUAAUCUUUCUAUGGAAUCUGCUUGCUUCUUUGGAAAGUGAUGUUAUGCAAACAUAAGCUUGAAAAGAAUUGGAUCGGAUGUUUUUUUUAUUAUUAUUGUACAGCAGCAUAAUACAGAGGAGUUCUUGUUUUUCUCAAGAUCUUUUUGCAAAUCAUACAUUUUUCUUUUUUCUAAAGCUGUUCUGUAGAACAGCAAAUAUUCCACCUCCUUCCUCCUAUUCUCCACAGAACCAGGGAAUAAGAAGAUUAUUGUACUCGUUGUUCUUCCUGGAACAUUGGAACACCAGCUGAAUCUAGUUCUCUUAAAACCAGCAAAUGAUCUGAUUGGACUGAACCACUAAAUAAGGCUGGAAACAUUUGUAAGUCGUGAAGGUCAAGUAACUGUAAUUGGCUAUAGUAAAACUGCAAGUCCCACCAUACUUGGUCUCUCUGGGCAUGCUGGGAUUGGAGGUUCAUCACCGCUAGGUAGAGUUCUCAAGGAUGGGCAGUAGGAGAAGAAGGGAGAAUCUGCAGAAGUGCCCAGGCCUUUGCCCAUGAUACUGUAAUAGGUCUAACCUGCUGAAUGUGGCUUGAUGCACCUGAUCCAUGGUCAUAGACAAUUGGGUCAUCUGGCUUUCCUUAAAGUGUUUGCCGCCAACCAUUCUUUUGGUUUUAGAGUCAUUCAUAUCGCAGUUGGGUUUGAUGGAUGUUGUGACAAAGAUGUGUGCCUUGUUUAUUCUGCAUAAAGUUAUAACCUAGCUGAUAUUUAUUGCACAGGUAGGGUAUCCGAAGCUUCUCUUUGGUUUUCCAAAUAUAGGUUUUAUUUUGGUAAAUGUAUGAAGAAGACGUAUCGGAAUACUACUAUCCCCAGCCUGACCUUGGUCUUUAGGCGUUGUCCUGCCCACCUACUGUGAUGAGUUGGUUGUUGGAGAGCCUUCAGCCUUAUGACCAGAGCCUGAGGGACAUUCAGUCUGCCUACUGACUCGAGAGCGAGCAGAGCAACUCCAUGACCUCUAAGCUGACCACAUAAGAAUACGCCAGCACAGCUUCAGAAAUCAUUUCUGGGGAAGAAUUCAUAUACCAGGAAGGCCAUUGGAAAUCUUUCUGGUCAUACGUUAGAUAGGGCAUGCACCUUAUGUUGUGGUUCUGCACUACAGCUCCAUAAUGGAGAGUAUUCUUAAAAUGGCUCAGGACAAAUGCGUCUCCUCAAAUGCUACUUAUCUUGCUGGCUGUCAGUACUUACCUAGAACAAGUAUAGAUUUAAAGGCGAACUCCACCAUUUAGACCUUAUUACAAAAAUAGCAUAGUUAAAAACUAUGUCCUUCCGUUUUGUCCUUCCGUGGGUUCUCUUCUCACAGUUGGUGCCAGCCCCUCUAAGAGCAUGUGUCAUUCCAUGGAACAAUCACAAUAGCGAAAUUAGGGGGAACACACCACAUGGAUCUACCACCUCUGCUGGUAAGCUAAAUUGUAGUCUACGAGUAAGCCCAGUCAGGGUGAACCAUGUCAGAGGCAUGGCCAAGAUGCAGGGACUGUAACUGAAGCCUCUGUUACCAGCGCAAGUGGUCUGCACCCCCAAAUUUUACUGUUGUGGACCAUGUUAUACCCAUUCCUUGGAUGUAAGUGGACACCACUACCCUCCCCCUUCUCUAGGAACAUUGGGGGGGGGGGGUGGAGUUCCUCUCCCCAGCAGCAGAUGUCACUUUUUUAAAUUUUGCACGGUUUUGUGCGUGGCGCCACUCUCACAGGCUCGUACACACGAUCAGUUUUCCUGACGGGAAAACUGUGAGGAGAGCUUUUGGCCGGGAAUCCCGGCCAUGAGUAUGCUUCUCGCAGUGUUUCCGACGGGAAAACUGCCAAAAAAAUGCCAGUUCUCUUUCUUUUCCCACCGGGAAAUCCGGCAGAUUUUUGUCUGGUGUUUUUUGGCAGUUUUCCUAUGGGAAAAAUUGUGAUGGAGCAUACACAUCACCGCGAUUUACGGCCAAAGCUCCAUUGCAGUUUUCCUGUCGGGAAAACCAGCCGUGUGUAGGGGAAAGACUGAACCGAGCAGGAUGUCUGACAGGAACUUUUCCUGUUGGAAAUCCCAUACGUGUGUACGAGGCAUCACAGCCACGUGAUUCAUUCACAGAGGUAUGUAAAUGAAUGAACUCCAAGUCCCCUCUGCCACUGCGAUGCUCAGUGGAACACAAGUGCAGUGAUUUCCGCAUUCAAAUUCCUUUUGACACUUCCUCCAACUCCGUAACUGAAAGUCAGUACAAGGAGUUAGAAGAAGUCUGCAGGAGGCUCUGCUUUGCAUUUGUGAUCUACUGCUGGUUCAUUUGCAGAAAAAUAAUAAAUGCCCCCC
Molecule: messenger RNA, 3064 nt
Organism: Rana temporaria (common frog)
Lineage: Eukaryota; Metazoa; Chordata; Amphibia; Anura; Ranidae
Gene: TMEM123
Product: transmembrane protein 123
Exons: 5
Coding region: 128-721 (197 amino acids)
Cellular component (GO): cytoplasmic vesicle
Source: RefSeq, a predicted model, not a curated record